AUGUCUCCCGGAAAAACAAAGGACGAACUCAGAAUCUUCACCCCUGUUGGCCAAUUUGGCCAGGGCUGGAAUGAAAACGUCUUUUGGGACACUGUCGAGUCUGGUGUAGACGCCAUCAUCGCCGAUGCUGGCUCGACUGAUAGUGGGCCUGGACGUCUAGCACUCGGAAAGACUGCAGCCUCUCCGGAAGGCUACAGGAGAGACUUGGGGGAACUGGUCAAAGCUUGCCACACCCAUGGAGUCCGCUGCCUCAUUGGCUCUGCUGGCGGUUCUGGUUCCGACGCCUUCGUCGACAUGAACACUCAGAUUAUCAAAGACAUAGUGAAGGAGAAAGGCUACCGCCCCAUGAAAGUCAUCAGUAUCUACGCCGAGAUACCGAAAGACCUUGUUCGCGAGAAGUUCAAGGAUAACCUCGUUAGCCCGUGUGGACAGGGUGUCCCCGACCUCCUGGAGAACGACAUCGACACUGCAACGCGCAUUGUCGCACAGAUGGGGUUGGAGCCUUAUGUAAAAGCAAUGAACGAGAACCCGGACUUUGACAUCAUCAUCGGAGGUCGAUCCUACGAUCCUGCUCCGUACGCUGCGUUCUGCAUUCACCACGGCUUUGAGGAUCUUGCUUUAAACUAUGCUAUGGGCAAGAUCAUGGAGUGUGGUGCACAAUGCGCUAUACCGAAAUCAAGAGAGUGUCUGGCGGUUGUCCGUCACGACAGCUUCGACCUCAUCCCGUGCCAGCCAGGAGCACGGUGCACUCCUCUUUCAGUCGCUGCCCAUCUCUUGUAUGAGAAGAGCAGACCAGAUAUCCUGCAAGGGCCAGGUGGUGAGCUUCAUACCCGUGAUAUGGCGUACGAGCAGAUAGAUGUACGUACGGUGCGAGUCCGGGGUCCCAAGUUUAUCCCACAGCCAGACGGUGAGUAUACACUCAAGCUGGAGGCUGCGCGCGUCAAUGGCUAUCAGUCCAGUUUUGUGGGGGCUUUCAGAGACCCAAUCCUUAUCUCACAGCUCGACACUUGGAUCCCAGCCGUGAAAGAAACGGUGAAAAGCAGAAUGUCCACCGACUACGCAUAUGAGACGAAAAUUAUCACUUACGGUAUCAAUGGCGUCAUGGGAGCUCUCGAACCGAACAAGAGUCUCCCGAAGGAGGUUUGCAUUGUCGUCCAAUGCAGAGCACCCUCGCAGGAGCAGGCAAAUGAGGUGGCCAACAGGACCAAGAUGGGUUUGACUCAUGCCCCGUAUCCGGGCCAGCUCGCAACUGCUGGAAACUUCGCUUGGCCUAUCACUCCUUGCGAAACACCCAUAGGUCCAGUACCCGAAUUCUGCAUGUACCAUCUCAUCCACAAAGCCGAUCCUGUUGGGCUCUUCCCUAUCAAGGUGGAGGAGUUCCAAGGAUCUAACACGUUUGUCGAUACUCCUCGUGAAAAAGUCGUCACGAAAGCCGACGCUGCAGUCGCAAACAUCAAGACUCCAGCAAAGGCUGUCGGGCAGCCAAGAAAGUAUUACCUGCAGCCCGAGCCGCCUGCCGGAACGUGCUAUCUUGGAGAUGCUGCCUCUGUUUGCCGCAGCAAAAUCUCAGGUCCAUAUCAAGUGACCUUUGACAUCAUGUUCCAGGACGAGGAGUUGUACAGGAAGGUGAAAGAAUCAAAUCGACUGUCAGGAGCGGCUGUGGCUCAGCUGUAUAACAUCCCAGAGAGCGACAUUGUUGCGGCUUUGUGGUGGGACCCUGCAUGGGCGUUCAAAGCCACCAUUCCAAGGUAUCGCGCUUCGGCUGGAUUUGAAGAGACGGACACACAUGGUUCGCAACAGCAUGCUCCUCUUCUGUACUUGAGCCUUCCUUGGGGCAGGGAGUAG
Messenger RNA from Cladophialophora psammophila CBS 110553, 1845 nucleotides. RefSeq lists its product as uncharacterized. The record is from RefSeq and is a predicted model, not a curated record. NCBI's taxonomy places the organism in Eukaryota, Fungi, Ascomycota, Eurotiomycetes, Chaetothyriales, Herpotrichiellaceae. The transcript has 3 exons. Bases 1 to 1845 code for a protein of 614 amino acids.